Molecule: messenger RNA, 2447 nt
Organism: Vigna radiata var. radiata (mung bean)
Lineage: Eukaryota; Viridiplantae; Streptophyta; Magnoliopsida; Fabales; Fabaceae
Product: AP2-like ethylene-responsive transcription factor TOE3
Exons: 10
Coding region: 467-2035 (522 amino acids)
Biological process (GO): regulation of DNA-templated transcription
Molecular function (GO): DNA binding; DNA-binding transcription factor activity
Source: RefSeq, a predicted model, not a curated record
AUUAUGAGUCAUUGAAAAGAAAAGAGAGAAGCAAGUGGUUAGAGAGAGAGAGAGAAGAAAGGAAGGGUGUUAAGGAGAGGGUGAGAUGCUUUCGUCUAAGCUUGCUCAAACUGGCCUCGUCUAUGCUGUAUUGGGCAGUUGGGGAAUACAAAGAUCUUUGAACAUCUCCUUUACUACAUUUUUGCAACACCUACCUCUUUCUCUCUCUCUCUUCACUCGUCCUAGGUUUGAUUUUCUUCUCUGAAUUCCCAACCUCGCUACCUCCACCACUUCUCCCUUUUUCGCAUCUCCAUUAUUUUAUUCUCAAACCGCGACAACACACCCAUAACACACAACCAGUUUCAAUUUCUUCUGCUCCUGCCAGCCCAAAUUAAAAUUAAAAUAUAAGGGCAACACAAAAGGUUUGGUCUUUUCAUGUGAGACUCAAGACCACAGACCCGGCUCGCUACUUUCCGUUAAUGUUAGAAUGUGGGAUCUCAAUUACUCACCCGAUCAGAGGAAGGACGAGGAAUCCGAAGGGUGUUCUUCCCUCAAGACUUCCGUCUACGGGGACGAUGACAACAUCAAAGGCAAAAGGGUUGGAUCUGUUUCCAAUUCCAGCUCUUCGGCUGUGGUAAUCGAGGACGGAUCAGAAGAAGAGGAGGAGGAGGACGAGGAGGACGAAGAAGGUGGCAGAAGAAGCAUGAAGAAGCGAAGCAGCAAGAUUUUCGGGUUCUCUGUGACCGAAGAUUGUGAGUCCAUGGACAGUGACCACCCACCUGUGACAAGACAGUUUUUUCCGGUGGAGGAGGCUGACGUGGCGGUUGCAUCGGGUGGUGGAAGCUCCACCUUCCCCAGAGCUCACUGGGUAGGUGUGAAAUUUGUCCAAUCAGAAGCACUUGGUGCUGGAAAAUCAGUCGAAGUCUCUCAGCCUAUGAAGAAGAGUCGCCGAGGACCAAGGUCAAGAAGCUCUCAGUAUAGAGGAGUCACCUUUUACAGAAGAACGGGUCGGUGGGAGUCUCAUAUAUGGGAUUGUGGAAAACAAGUGUAUCUAGGUGGAUUUGACACAGCACAUGCGGCUGCUCGGGCCUAUGAUCGUGCGGCCAUCAAGUUCCGAGGAGUGGAGGCCGACAUAAACUUCAAUAUUGAAGAUUAUGAAGACGACCUGAAGCAGAUGAGCAAUCUUACCAAGGAAGAGUUCGUCCACGUGCUUCGCCGACAAAGCACUGGAUUUCCGAGGGGAAGCUCCAAAUAUAGAGGUGUAACUUUGCACAAGUGUGGAAGAUGGGAAGCUCGAAUGGGUCAAUUUUUAGGGAAAAAGUACGUUUAUUUGGGUCUCUUUGACACCGAGAUUGAAGCUGCAAAGGCUUAUGACAAAGCAGCCAUAAAAUGCAAUGGGAAAGAGGCCGUAACCAAUUUUGAUCCCAGCAUAUAUGAGAACGAGCUUAACUCCGGAGCAGAAUCGACAGGUAACGGUGGAGAUCACAAUCUGGAUUUAAGUUUGGGAAGUUCAAGUUCAAAGGGUGGGGGUAACCAAGCGUUGGGGAAUCAUCAUCAUCAUAAUCAUCAUCAUCAUGAACAACAGGUGGGAGGUGAAUCAAAUUGGAGAAAUGGGGGAAGCAAAACGAAGCUGGUGAAUAUACUGCCAAAACCAUGUAAUAGAGGGAACAAGGACACACAGGGAAGGGAUGUGCACGGGGAGAGUGAAGCAUUGAGGAUGCUAAGUCAAACACACCUUCAUUGUCCAGCUUCCAGUGAAAUGCAAAGAUAUGGUCCCUACAGGUCUUCCGGAGGAGAGUCUCAAAUGCAUCAAAAUUUUGCUCCCAUUCACCACCCACCAAAUUUUCAUUUUCCCAGCAGCAGCAGCAGCAGCAUUGGAGGCCGUAUUGGAAGUGAUCUUUCAUUGUCAAUGGCCGAUCAACAACAGUGGCAAUCCGGGCCUCCACAUUAUUUAGCAACUGCUGCAGCAUCAUCAGGAUUCCCACAACAGAUAAGACCCUCUUCUCAAGGUUGGCUGCAGAAAAAUGGGUUCCACACUCUCAUGAGACCCUCAUGACCCUAUAUAGAAAUUUUCUGCCCACCCAGUUUCAUUCAAAUGAUCAUAAUCUGCUCCCUAAGAAUAUCAUCAUCCCCAAAAAAAAAAUAUUAUUUUCUUUUCUUAGCAUGUAAAAAUGGUUGCGGUGUUAGGCCGUGUCCAUGUCCAACCCAGCAACCUCCUUUAGGAAGACCAUAACUUGUUAACUGUUGAGGUGAAAAGAAAGGAUGAAAGAAAAAAAAAAAAAAAAAAAAAAAAGAAUCCAAAUUGGGUACUUAUUACUGGUCUUGGUCUGGGUCAGUCAAACUAACAAACGGACGAAAUCUUUAACUAGAUAUUCUGGGCUCUGACUAAAAUUUUAUGAUCUUGUAUAACUCUGAUUUAUUGCUUUUCUGCGUUGUGGUAUUUAUGACAGCACCUAUUCGUUUCUUAA